This is a messenger RNA of Arabidopsis thaliana (thale cress), 1424 nucleotides long. It is a transcript of the gene MBD7, whose product is annotated as methyl-CPG-binding domain 7. The coding region runs from base 111 to 1031 and encodes 306 amino acids. NCBI's taxonomy places the organism in Eukaryota, Viridiplantae, Streptophyta, Magnoliopsida, Brassicales, Brassicaceae. The record is from RefSeq and is marked reviewed. Gene Ontology annotation, molecular function: DNA binding. The transcript has 6 exons. Gene Ontology annotation, cellular component: chromosome; nucleus.
CGUUACGUGAAAGCAGUGACAGAGAAAUAAGAAGUGUGUGUGGCUUGGACGACCAAACUAAAAACCACACUCUCGUCUCGGGCUUUUGGGUUAGACCCGGCAACGAAGCGAUGCAGACGAGAUCCUCUUCCUCUCCUUCGGCUAACCACCGCCGCGAAACCCAGUUGCAGAUCGCGGAUCCCACCUCGUUUUGCGGCAAGAUUAUGCCUGGUUGGACCGUCGUGAAUCGGCCGCGAUCUAGCAACAACGGUGUUGUUGAUACGUACUUUAUCGAGCCAGGGACUGGUAGACAGUUUUCAUCACUAGAAGCUAUUCACAGACACUUGGCUGGAGAAGUAAAUGACAGACGCUUGACUCGAGCAGGAUCCUUUUUCCAGGACAAGACAAGGGUUUAUGAAGGAUCAAGAACCAAACAGGAUCACUGCGGAGUUGAAUAUGCCUCCAAAGGUUUCCGAUUGCCUAGAGGAUGGUCCGUUGAGGAGGUUCCGAGGAAAAACUCUCAUUAUAUUGAUAAGUAUUAUGUUGAGCGAAAAACAGGAAAGCGCUUCCGUUCUCUUGUUUCCGUUGAGAGAUACUUAAGAGAAUCCCGGAACUCUAUAGAGCAGCAGCUUAGGGUUUUACAGAAUCGCCGUGGCCAUUCCAAAGAUUUCAGGUUACCUGAUGGAUGGAUCGUUGAGGAGAAACCGCGAAGAAGUUCCAGUCAUAUAGACAGGUCAUAUAUUGAGCCAGGAACAGGGAAUAAAUUCCGUUCCAUGGCAGCCGUUGAGAGAUACUUGAUAUCAGUCGGGAACAUUACACUUGACUCGGUUUCUAUGGUGCAUUCGGAGCGGCUUCCUCUUCUGAUGAACCGGAAUGGUAUCAGAUUUCAGAGCGAAGUUAUUGACCCAAACCCACCGAAGAAAGUAAAGUGGGUUCUUACCGGUUCCGGCGGAAACAUGUUCACUGCGAAUGUACGCGGAUCGAAUGUCUCUAGCUUGGUUAAACAUACAUGGUCCGAGGCAUUUGUUUCACUGAUCGAAGACCGCUCUUAACCGAACUAGGUUUGUCAAUUUAGUUUACGGUUAACAAGAGCUAAUUCCAGUCGGUAGUCUGUUCAAGUUCAUACUUCGGUCUAGUUUAUAACUGACCCAAAUAACCGGCUUUUCCAAAAUUUUCAAUUUCAUAUUCGGUGUGAACCGGAUUUUGGUUAUUCGGGCAGGUAUGUUAGUGCUCAUAUUAAGUUUGGGGACUUAAAAUUCGAAGUUGUCUGUAGUAAGGUGUAAAUAAUGGUUCAAAAUUCCAAGCUUGAUGUGAAAUGGUUGUCUAAGAAUGAUUUUGUGUGCUUCCUCUCUAAUUUUUGUAUUAACAACUUCUCCUCGUUAAACAUACUCGCCAAAUACUUAGUAUGAAUCUAACUAUAAAUGAAAAUCAACAUUUUGUGUACG